Molecule: messenger RNA, 1841 nt
Organism: Trifolium pratense (red clover)
Lineage: Eukaryota; Viridiplantae; Streptophyta; Magnoliopsida; Fabales; Fabaceae
Product: alcohol acyltransferase 9
Exons: 1
Coding region: 426-1724 (432 amino acids)
Molecular function (GO): acyltransferase activity, transferring groups other than amino-acyl groups
Source: RefSeq, a predicted model, not a curated record
UGAAAGAGACAUAUUAUACACAUCAGAAAUAAGGCAACUAGUAACCACCUAUAUCGAUUACCUAGUCACAAACAGAAAAAGGAAUUUGAGUACGUGUUAAUGAUUUACUUUCAAUCAGGCAGUGAGUACCCAAUCAAUUACCAUUCCAUCGUUUCUUCCAAUAAGACAGACACAAAGCAAAUCCAGCACAUCUGUUUUUUUUACUAUUUUUGUUUGUUUGUUUUGUUAUUCAUUUUCUUGCGUAAAGUUAUGCCCCAAGAAUCUUUCCACAAAUCUCACAGAUUACACACAACCAACACCACGGGUCCCCCCUACAAAUAAAUACCACACCCCCCACAUGCAUUCUCCUAAUCUUUUUCUUCACCUUAAAACCAAAAACCCCAAACUUCUUAAAAACUAACUUUCUUUCUUUCUUACAAAUUCACAUGGCAAGUUCAGUGCGAGUUAAAGAAGUUGUGGUAGUGACACCUUCAGAGCCCACACCAAGUGGUAUCCUAUUACUUUCACCACUCGACUCUCAACUUUUUCUUCGUUUCACUAUCGAAUAUCUUCUAAUUUACAGGCCCGGCCCGGGCCUUGACAAGGUAACAACAACUUCUCGGUUAAAAUCUGCAUUAGCAAAAGCUCUUGUUCCUUAUUACCCAUUAGCUGGAAGAGUAAGGCCCAGAUCAGAUAAUAAUCUGGGCCUCGAGGUAUUAUGUAAAGCCCAAGGCGCCGUUUUCAUCGAAGCCGUUAGUGACCGUUACACCGUCAAUGAUUUCGAGAAAGUUCCAAAAACGGUUACUCAAUGGAGAAAACUCUUGUCGUUUAGUGUUUCCGACGUUCUCAACGGAUCUCCGCCGUUAAUUGUUCAACUGACAUGGUUAACUGACGGCGGAGCUGCGUUGGGAGUUGGGUUUAACCACUGUAUCUGCGACGGUAUUGGCAGUGGCCAAUUUCUCAACUAUGUUUCAGAAUUGGCUUCUGGAAAACGCGGUGGUGCUAAACCGGAACCUGUUUGGGAUCGUCAUUUGUUCAAUGUUUCUCCGAGGACUCGUGUUGACUCGGUGAGUCACAUUCAUCCCGAGUUCAACCGUGUACCAGAUCUUUGCGGGUUUAUGAACCGGGUCAUAAAUUGUCUCAGACCAACUUGCAUUGUGUUCAAUAAGCAACGGUUAAAUGAUCUCAAAUUCGUGGCACGUCGCACGUGUCAAAUCUCCGAGCCAUCGUUUACGUCGUUUGAAGUUCUCGCGGCACACGUGUGGAGGAGCUGGGCGAGAGCAAUGGCGUUUCCACCGAACCAGACUUUGAAGCUUUUAUUCAGCGUAAACGUGAGGAACCGGGUCAAACCGGGUUUACCCGAUGGAUACUACGGAAACGCAUUUGUUCUAGCGUGUGCGCAAACAAGUGCGAAGGAGUUAGUGGAAAGAGGAGUCGGGUACGGGUCGGAUUUAGUGAAGAGAGCGAAGGAGAGAGUGGAUAAUGAGCAUGUGAGAAGAGUGGCUGAGUUUGUGUCCGAGUCAAGAGCGAGUCCUGAGUUGGUGGGUGUGUUGAUAUUGUCACAGUGGUCGAGGUUGGGUUUGGAUCGGGUUGAGAUUGGAAUGGAGAAACCAGUUGUGUUACCCAUUUGUAGCGAUAGAUACUGUUUGUUUUUGCCGGUGAAAGGUGAAAGAGAAAGCGUCAAGGUCAUGGUGGCUGUUCCCGCCGCCGCCUUUGAUAACUACCACCGUUUUCUACGGGAGUAGAAUAUGGAGUAGAAUAACAACCUCUGUUUUUGUUUUUUUCGUUCAUAGUUAUGUUUGACUUGUGUAAUUAUUAGGAGUAUUUGUUUAUUUAAGAAAUAAAAAAGUUGAAAUUCGUAA